Durusdinium trenchii is the source of this 1611-nucleotide messenger RNA. The record is from the annotation of a GenBank genome assembly. NCBI's taxonomy places the organism in Eukaryota, Dinophyceae, Suessiales, Symbiodiniaceae.
AUGAUUGACGACAUCGACACUUCACUCCAAACACAGAACCAACAACUGGCGACGCCGCAGAAGUUUGUCGUGUGCUUGGGGAUGGAUGUGGAUGUUCAGGUCUUGGACCAAGAUGCGAAGGAAGGCAUUGCUUAUGUGUCGAAACUCUUCACCAAUGAUCGUUUGUCCAGAGAGGCGUUCACCUUCCUUGCUCCAGAGAACUCCUCUGAGGACGUGAUCAUCAUGGACGGUGAGACCGUUGGCCGAUGGAUCCUCGAAGUGGGUCAUCGGCUUUUUGAGGAGGGAUCGCUUCCUGGCUUGCCUUCUUGGGAGCAGGAGGACUCGUCGCCUGAGUUGCGAGUUUCAUUGAAAGCUUGGGAAGAUGCUUUGUCUGUGCCAAUGGGCCCCAACUUUGCUGAGCUCGUGGAGAAGGCUUUCAAGCAAGCAGAAGCCGGCUUCUUCCAGCUUGGAAGGUUGGCACCACGACUCGCUGCCUUAAGAUGGUGCAGCUGCAUGGCGUGGGUGCGGUUCCGAACCCUGGCUGUCAUGGAGGCAGGUGGCAACUGUAGCAUUCCGCAGGGCGCUGCAUCCAGAGACGCUUGUGAGCAGGCAAAGCGUUUCAUCUUCAAAGCCUUGGACAGCGUGGUCUCGGAGCGGGAGGGAGUGACCGAAGGUGUCAUGUAUUCAUUGAGUAGCUUAGCAAGAAGGUAUGGCAUGGAGGGGGGCAAAGAACCAUUGCCGGAAGAGAGCGAAGAUGAGUGGCAUCGACGUUCGUGCGAGUUUGACAUUUGCCGCAUAGCUCACCAGGUGGAGCGAGCCCCACCGGUGGAUGUCAAUGCAUCCAUGCCGAGGCUUUUGGUGAUGCAACCGUUCGGUACGCCGCACAAGCGUCUUCGGCUUGCGGAAGUCCCCCGAAUGAUCCUCGACAGAAACAAGUGGUACACGGAGGUUGCUAAUAUGCCGCUCCUGAACCUGUGUUCCAAAUCGGCUGUGGUAGGGCCAAUCCUUCAUAUGGAAGUGCCUCCUCCGCCCGAUUUUGACUUAGAGGAUCCUGAGGUUCGCAGCAAAGUUGAACGGGGCGAAGACUUGGGCAAAGCUGAACAGGAGGAUGGCCUUCCGGGUGCUCUUCAUGGUAGUGUUGGGCUGCUGUAUGCUGCAUUGGCAUUUGAGGAGCUGACUGUGCAUUUUCAUCCUGGGUCACUUUUGCUGGAAGGUCUGAUGGAGAUGUUUGUACACUAUGGGCCGAAGCUACGGACGAUCAGCCUUGCUGGCAAUGCUGGCUUCGUGAAUGAGGAUUCGCUUUCCCUCCUCACGCUGGCUGGGGACACAGUGAAGACGCUUGAUUUGGAAGGCUGCGACCUUGACCCAAGCUACUUGGAGGGCAUCCUCAAUACGGUGAAGAGCUUAAGAGCCCUCCAAGUCCUGGAUCUUGCAGGGAACAAACUGGAUGGGCCGACAGCCUUAAAUUUGGUCGCAGCGCUAUGUGACAAUCGCAUUGACCUCGACAUACUUCGUUUGGACGGCAACCCAUUGGGGACGCCGGAGGUUUUCAAAAAACGAAGCGGCGACCUUGCUGGCCACAAGAGGGGAGUCCGUGGUGGCUGGUGGCGAUUUGGUCUUGCACCUAGGUGA